Vigna unguiculata (cowpea) is the source of this 3111-nucleotide messenger RNA. RefSeq lists its product as uncharacterized. Lineage: Eukaryota; Viridiplantae; Streptophyta; Magnoliopsida; Fabales; Fabaceae. The record is from RefSeq and is a predicted model, not a curated record.
GAGCAUACAAACAACGAGAGAAAUAUAGAAUUGAAGUUGAAGGCACCUGAAGAACAAAAAGUUUAUGCCACCACCAGAAAAUAGGUAAGAGAAUAAUUUGCCACAAUUUGCAUGCAUACGAACAUUCUCACUAAUCGCAACUCCGGCUUCGGAUCUUCCGCCACUUCCCUUUCCCAAUCUCUUCCUUCAUCAGCUCCAGUAGAAUCCUUUUCGCGCUUCAGGAUUCGGCAAUAAUUGUAGAUUCCAUUGCUAUUUGCUGAAAUUGAAUCGCGUGAAUUUGCAGACGAUACUGUUUUUAAUUUUUUAGUGGCGCAAUGAAUUUUUUGAUGCGGUCUACAAGUGGCAUGUAUGGACCUGUUCCUCCUCCGGAGCCUCGUUCUGAUACCCAUCAAAGGUCUGCAUCUGCUGGAUCUUCUUUGGAGACUCUUGUGACUAAUGAUCCAUAUGCACGCUAUGAUGCCAAGGUGGAUUUUGGCAUCAUUAAUAAGCACUCCGAUGUUGACGAGGAAGAAGGAUGGAUUACCAUUCCAUGCAAGGAACUUCCAGAAAACUGGAAUUGUGCACCAGAUAUACUGUCUCUGUGCUCUCUUGAUCGUUCCUUUCUUUUCCCUGGUGAACAAGUUCAUAUAUUGGCAUGCUUGUCUGCAUGUAAGCAGGAUACGUCAUUGUUCAAAAUUGCUGCAGCGAUAAGUGAGAAUGGCACUGGCCACAACCCCAUGAAAGAAAAUGGAAACACUGAAAACAUAAAUAAUACAAUGUCUGGAGAAGGGGAACUGAGUACCGGUGAUGAACAACAGUUGGAUGAUGUUUCUGAUGUUGAAAACCUUCUUGAAAAAGAGGGUCUCAAAAAACAAACUUCAAUAUUGUUGCAAAAGUUUGAAAAUUCUCACUUCUUUGUGAGGAUUUCCGAGUCAGAUGAUCUUCUUUGGUCCAAAACAAGCUCUUCAGAAAACACUUCUAAUGCAAAUAAUGAAAAGGGGUCAAAAAUCACAUCUGAAGGAUCCACAUUGUCCUCUAUUUGUGCUGUUAUUGAUAAAGGAAAUUUUGAUUCAAAUGUUUCUGGUGGAGUGGCGAGAAAUUCUGCGAAGUGCGGUGCUUUACCUAAUGGAGACAUAGUGGUUAUUUUACAGGUGAAUGUUGCUGUUAAUUUUCUUAGAGAUCCUUGUAUAGAAGUUCUUCAAUUUGAAAAACUUCAGGAGAGAAUGUCAUCUCCUGACAGCAGGGUGGAUACAAUUUAUACUGAUCGAGAUUCAUGUGCAGACCUGUUAAAUUGGAUACUUCCUUUGGAUAACGGGAAGCCUUCUAAUUGCCCACCAUCUCCUCAUUUAACUUCAACUUCAGGAAUUAAUAACUCCUCUCAGAGGUCCAACAUGUCAGGAUCAUCUAGCUCUCAAAUAUUCUCCUUUAGCAAUUUUAGAAGUUACUCCAUGUCAUCAUUGCCGCAACCUGUGAAUCCUCCACCUGCUCCUGUUAAAGCAGCUAGUUCCAAACCAAGUUUUGAUAUUGAGGAGUGGGAUCAAAUCUCAUCUCAGAAAUAUUUAUGGAAAAAAAUGGGGGCUGAAGGACUUCUAUCUUUUCGAGGUGUUUCAUUGGAACGAGAUAGAUUUUAUGUUUGUUGUGGAUUAGAAGGCCUAUAUACACCAGGAAGAAGGUGGAGAAGGAAGCUUGAAAUAAUCCAACCAUUAGACAUUCAUUCUUUUGCUGCUGAUGUCAAUUCGGAUGAUUUUCUUUGCGUUCAGUUAAAGAAUGUUGCUCCUACACAUGCUCCAGAUAUUAUGAUAUUUAUAGAUACCAUUACUCUUGUUUUUGAGGAGCUAGCACAAAACGGAUCAGUGUCAUCGUUGCCGAUUUCAUGUAUUGAAGCUGGAAAUGAUCAUUCUUUACCAAAUCUAGUGCUCAGGAGAGGUGAAGAGCAUUCUUUUAUUCUUAGACCAGCAACUUCUACAUGGAAGGGUCCCGAGAUUCAGAAUGAUAGAAGUUCUCCCUUGUCAAAGUUCCAGCUUAGAAAUAAAACAUCAAAAAUAAAUCUCAAAAGACAAAAGACUGCUUUAAUUAAUGAUCAGUAUUCAAUUUUGGUGUCAUGUCGAUGCAAUUAUACAGCGUCAAGGUUGUUCUUUAAGCAACCAACCAGUUGGCGACCACGUAGCUCAAGGGAUAUUAUGAUCUCUAUUAUGUCAGAUACGUCAAGACAGUCUCCUUCAGCUUGUGAGAAAACUUGCCAACCUCCCGUACAGUUCUUAACUCUCCAAGCUUCAAAUUUGACCUCUGAGGAUCUAACUUUGACAGUGGUCGCUCUAGCCUCAUUUACUUCAAAAGCCUCCCUGAAUUCAUCGACGAAUCCAACAAGCGCUUCUAUAGGUUUCUCAGACAUUUCAGAAAGAGUAAAUGACGAUAGGGGAAUUGGGGCCACCCAGGGACAAAGUUUUACUUCUGUUGUAAAAGAUAAUGAGAAACAAAGUAAUGAGGACAAUGCUCAGGCUGUUUCUACGAGUGAUGAAGUCAUUCCUAGUGCCAAUCUUAGCUGUACACAUCUAUGGUUUCAUAGUAGAGUACCACUUGGAUGUGUUUCUUCUCGAUCCAAUGCCACUAUCAAGCUUCAACUACUUCCAUUGACUGAUGGCAUAAUUGUUCUGGACACUUUGCAAAUUGAUGUCGAGGAGAAAGGUGUUACCUAUAUUCCUGAGCGUUCGUUAAAGAUAUAUGCAACUUCCGGUAUUUCCUAGGGAAUUAUGUACAUUGGACGUAUAGCUGGUUGCAUUUUACUCGGGUGCAGUAGAAACAAAAAUGGAUGAUUUGCAUACUGAAUUUUGCAAACUACUCUUAAUGGCACAAAAUGGGUAAUUAGCUUGGACUUCAAAUUGAUCUUUCGACUUACUUUCAAUAGCUCAAAUGCCCUUUAUUAGUUGAAAAUUGGGAUGAAGUCGGGAUGUCAGUUUAUGUUAAAUAUAGUUACACUUUUGUGUUGUAGACCCACGAGCUUAAAUAUAAGCUUGUUACACAUCUCUUGUAGGGGAAGAAUGUAAUUUUUAUUCCUAUCAUCUAACUCGCAGAUUUUUCACUGUCUUGAAGGAGGGAAAGAGAAAGAAAGAAAGUGUUUGGUUCUUUAAAUUU